AUGUCCUACUCCAGCGAGUCCUGCAGUGUGAGCUGCCCCCAGCCCAUCGCGGAGAGCUCCAACGAGCCAUGUGUGCAGCAGUGCCCUGACUCCAGAGCCCUGAUCCUGCCCCCGCCGGUGGUGGUGACCAUCCCGGGCCCCGUGCUCAGCAGCUUCCCUCAGGAGAGCAUUGUGGGAUCGUCUGGCCCAGCCUGGCUGGGGCGUUCCUUCAGUUCCCGCAGCUCCCAGGGCUACGGGGGCUCCUUUGGGCUGGGAGGUUCUGGGGGUUCUGGGGACUCCCUGGCCUUGGGGGGCUCCUCUGGCUAUGGGGGCUCCUUUGGGUCAGGAGGUUAUGGGGGCUCCCAGGGCUACGGGGGCUCCUUUGGGUGGGGACCUUAUGGAGGUUCCCAGGGCUAUGGGGGCUCCUUUGGGUUGGGGGGCUCCCGGGGCUAUGGGGGCUCCUUUGGCCUGGGAAGCUGUGGGGGCUAUGGGGGCUCCCAGGGCUAUGGGGGUUUCUCAGGCUAUGGGGGCUCCCUGGGGGGCUAUGGGGGCUCCCGGGGCUAUGGGGGCUCCUUUGGCCUGGGAAGCUGUGGGGGCUAUGGGGGCUCCCAGGGCUAUGGGGGUUCCCUUGGCUACGGCCGUUCCCUGGGUUAUGGAGGUGACAUUGGCUAUGGGGGCUCCCUGGGGGGCUAUGGGGGCUCCUUUGGCAAUUGCGGGAGGUCCUACAGCUCUGGCUUCUCCUCGCGGGGCCUGGGCUAUUCCCUGCCUGGCUCCCAGAGAUGGGGCAGGUCCCGCCGCGGGAGCUGUGGGGUUUUCUAAAGCUGCCCUGUCAGUGCCCGCCCCCAGAGGCAGUGCCAGCCCUGGAGCCCAGCCUGGGCCAUGGGGACACCUGGCAGGAGCCGCUGGCAGUGGCAGCUGAGUGUGCCCUGGGUGUGCCCUGAGCCCUCCAUCCCCUCGGGACACCCUGAGCCCUCCAUCCCCUCGGGAUACCCUGAGCCCUCCAUCCCCUCGGGACACCCCGAGCCCUCCAUCCCCUCGGGAUACCUGAGCCCUGCAUCCCCUCUCUGUGCCCUGAGCCCUCCAUCCCCUCUCUGUGCCCAGACCUCUCCAUCUCUGGCUUAUCCCGGUCCUGAGCAAGGCCCUGCUCCUAGAGCACGAGUCCUGCAUCCCCUGCUGUCCCUGGGAUCGUUUGGAUUCCCUGCCCUCGGCUGUUGCUCUUCUCUCUGACAUUAAACUCCUGUUGGUGUUGC
Molecule: messenger RNA, 1229 nt
Organism: Vidua macroura (Pin-tailed whydah)
Lineage: Eukaryota; Metazoa; Chordata; Aves; Passeriformes; Viduidae
Exons: 1
Coding region: 1-798 (265 amino acids)
Cellular component (GO): intermediate filament
Molecular function (GO): structural constituent of cytoskeleton
Source: RefSeq, a predicted model, not a curated record